AUGGGCUUCCGCAAGAACAAAGAGCAAGCCAGCACCGCGCCACCCGCCCCCGACCCCGUCGUCUCUGACGGCUCGUCCAGCAAGGGAGGCUUCCUCUCCAUCUUCAAGAGCAAGCCGUCCGCCCCCGAGCCGGGCGUAGACGAGCUCGUAGCGAUGGGCUUCACAAGGCGGCAAGUGAGGGAGGUGCUCGACAGCAACCACGGCGACGUCGACGCCGCGCGCCUGCAUCUCGUCCACUCGCGCUACCACCGCGUCGACAUGGACCGCAACUGCCCCCACUGCCGCCGCCUGGCCGAGGUGCGCAUGCAGCAGGACCCGAGCUUCAAACCUUUCGGCGGCACGAUCCUUGCCAUGGAGGGGAUCACCGACUCGCUGAACUAUGUCGAGGCCUCGAUGGGGGGCUCGGGAGGGUCAGCGGGAGGAGCCGGGGCCGCGUUCCCCUAUCGUCCCGGCGGGGGUUGGCACUGA
Molecule: messenger RNA, 468 nt
Organism: Vanrija pseudolonga
Lineage: Eukaryota; Fungi; Basidiomycota; Tremellomycetes; Trichosporonales; Trichosporonaceae
Exons: 1
Coding region: 1-468 (155 amino acids)
Molecular function (GO): protein binding
Source: RefSeq, a predicted model, not a curated record